This is a messenger RNA of Neoarius graeffei (lesser salmon catfish), 3843 nucleotides long. It is a transcript of the gene mntb, whose product is annotated as MAX network transcriptional repressor b. Gene Ontology annotation, molecular function: RNA polymerase II cis-regulatory region sequence-specific DNA binding; protein dimerization activity; DNA-binding transcription factor activity, RNA polymerase II-specific. Gene Ontology annotation, biological process: regulation of transcription by RNA polymerase II. The record is from RefSeq and is a predicted model, not a curated record. Lineage: Eukaryota; Metazoa; Chordata; Actinopteri; Siluriformes; Ariidae. The transcript has 6 exons. The coding region runs from base 180 to 1802 and encodes 540 amino acids.
GUAAUGCACGUCUGAGGAAUUUUCGGAAGAACUGUUGCGAUAUUUUAAAUGUAAUUAUAUAAUCAUCAAAUAAGUGUUAAAGCUUAGUGCGCGUGAGCAAUCCGGUCAUCACGCAAACACGCAACUUAGUGCGCGUGCGUGUGUUUUUUUAAAGACACUGUAUCCGCUCGGUGAACGAGAUGAGUAUUGAUAUACUGUUGGAGGCGGCGAGAUAUCUGGAGUGGCAAGCCCAGCAACAGCAGAUUACACGUGAGGAGGAUGAGCGACGACAAAAGGCCCUCCUGUCCCGUGGAGCAGAACCCAAGCGUCCCGAAGUCACUGCCACAUUCAUCCAGCCAGCACAGAUCAACCACGUGACCUGGCUUGAAGAGCCACGAACAGAGCCUCACAACCACCAGCCACGCCCUCCAGCCCCUGCCCCUGCCCCAGCCCCUCCCCUGCCUCCACCCAUGCCCAUUGCAGUUAUCCCAAUCCCUGUGGUUCCUGCUAAUCCUGCAGCAUCAGCGCUCCAUACAGCCUCUCCGAUACCAGUGGUCACUCCUCUGUCUACAGCAUUAUCCCCUCCAGGCACUCCUUUACUCAGCUCUGUAGUGAAGGAAGAACACUCUCCCCAGCCGCAGCAUCUUCAGCAGUUUCAGAAUCGUCCCCUGGUCACCCAUGUGAAGGCAGAAGGCAGCACCUUGCCUCAGUCAGGCACCAGUCCCAAGCAAGAACCUCAGGCCCUGCUGCAGUCGUACACAGCCCCGGUCAUCACCCCCCAGCAUGCCCUGCUGGCCCAGCCCACUCUCGCACAGCCUCAGAGUCAUGUAUCGCAACCAGUCACAAUCAAGGCCAACGGUGCAGCCUUGGAGGACACCCGUGGUCUUGAGGGCAAAAGGCGACCCGGAGGAGCAGGAACCAGGGAGGUGCACAAUAAGCUAGAAAAGCAUAGACGUGCACACCUUAAGGAAUGCUUUGAGACCCUCAAGAGGAACGUCCCCAACGUGGACGAGAAGAAGACCUCCAACCUGAGUGUGCUUCGAAGCGCCCUGCGCUACAUCCAGACGCUAAAGCGUAAAGAGAAGGAUUACGAGCAUGAGAUGGAGAAGCUGGCGAGGGAGAAGAUUGCCACUCAGCAGAGGCUGGCCGAGCUGAAGAACGAUCUGAGCCAGUGCAUGGACAUCAUGGAGAUUGACCGCAUCCUCCGGCAGACGGUCCAGCCUGAAGACGACCAGGCGUCCACAUCAACAGCAUCAGAAGGCGAAGACAAUUUCGAACAGGACGCAGAAGAUGGAGCCCCGUCCUCGUCCCGCUCCUCAGCCCUGAGAUGUCAACCGACACCGUCUGAGCCACGUGGCCCUGUUCUUCCUCCCCCUUCGUCCAUCCUGCCGUCCCACAUCGCCAUCCAGCACAAACCGUCCACCCCUCCGCAGCCCCAGAACACGGCCAUCGCGCCUCAACCCAGUGUCAUCGCGCACGCUUCAGUCUCUCACGCCUCGGUCAUCCAGGCGGUUAAUCACGUGCUACCGGCUGUUUCCAAACCCAUCGGCCACAUCACCGUGCACCCGGUGACCCUUUACCCACAGCCGGUGGCCGUCUCGCAGCCUCCAGUGCUGGGCCACAUCACACAGACGCUGGCCCAGCCGCCCCAGAGCCACAGCCAUGUUAACGGUGCAGCAGUGGGUCAACAGGGUGCCGUUGUGGGAAAGCCCACAGCUGUCGUUGCCCACCAUCACGCGGGUCUCGUGGGGCAGGCCGUGCUUAACCCAGUGACUAUGGUGACCGUACCGCCUUUUCCUGUCAGCACACUAAAGCUAGCAUGAGACACGUUUGUGUGUGUGUGUGCGCGCGCGCGUGUGCGUGUGUGAGAAAGAUCUGUGGCAUGUGAAGAACAUCUGGAUGUUCAGAAGAGCUCGGGACUUUUAUUGAUUUAGCAUUGUGAGCAUGCUUCAUGGCAUGCCUAAUCAUGGAACAGAGUCUCGUCACGUAGACUGAAUGAGAAACACAUGAUUCACUUAAAAUCACAAAACGUGAAAAUGGGUGUCCCGUUUUUCACACUGCGUGAUAGAGGUGCUAGAAACCGCAUCCUUUUCACGCCCUCUCCACCCUUCAGUCAUGUUCCUUGGAUUAGCUAGCGUACUUAAACGUCUCAGGCAUCACUUUCUCAUCCAAUGAAGAAAAAAAUGGUAGAAAUGUAAAACAAAUAUAUAUAUGAAGACAAACAUCAGAGUCAACAAGAAAGCGUGAUUUUGUUGAAAAUAAAAUGAUUCAUGAUUAGGCUGACAUUUAUAUGAUGAUACGGAAAUCUAGAAGUGCCUAACCCAUGGUCUCAGUCUAAUGGCGCCCUCUGCUGCUUAAACAUGGUCCUGCUGAGCUUUUUUCAGAAGGACUGCUCGACUUCUCAACACGUCCUUUUAGCAAUGUCAACCGCAGGCAGCGAUAGUGAUAACGGUAAUGCUCAUGGGCAUGAUAGCUGUGCUUCGAACACGGACUGUGAAGUGAAGUGAAAUGAUAUGACAGGAGAACCCUCCGCAAUCAGGAGAGCACUGAAACGUUCAAAACGACGUCAUCAAGCAGUUAGUCUAGAACGGUGUUUCUUCCAUUGCAAGUGUGUUGCCGAUAUUUCUUCACGAUACCACUAAAUUUUCCGAAGUCUUCUACUGGACAUGCAAUUGAUUCACUUCCGCAGAGAAGCAGUCUGACGGCGCUCCUCUAGUUGUACCUGUUCUAUGGAUGUCAAUAUACUGUAUGUGAGAGCUUGUCCUUGGAUUUCUUCCCUUUUUUUUUCCAUUUUUUUUUUUUAAAGAAAAGCGCCUGAUGCACGGUCGUGUUUUCUUUUUUUAUGUGCGUUAGCUUACUUUUGAGGAGGUGGUAUUCAUUGUAUGAACGUUCCGUCACCACUUUUUUUUUUUUUACUUUCUGUCCAUCGAUGAGAUUUCUACAUGAUGCUAUCUUCCCAACAUCCACGUACCAUGUAACACUCAUGUGACACAUUCCUUGUGUUGCUUCCUUAUGGUACUUUCCUGUUGUUGUAUUAUUUUUUUAAAAUAUUAUUUGCAGUAAUCCUACAAGACAUUUUCUAUUUUACUACAGAAUGAAAAACUCUCUGCUAAAGCGAAUCUGAUGCUCUGAUGUACUGUGUCUCAUUGCUAUGUACUAUCAAAUUUUAACCAGAACACUGUGAUACCCUGCUCUUAAUUUACAGUCCCCACCUCCUUCAAAAGAAAGAAAAUUAUAAAACCAAGCAAGUCUGGUGCUUUGAUUUACACGCCUAGGUGAGAAAGUCAUGUGCUUGCUUAUGUUCACUUUAGAUGUGAAAACUUCUACGACAGGAAGCGUGAAUGAAACUUGCUGUGCUUUAAUAUUUAGUAAAAGAAAAAAGCGCUUAUCCUUUUGUAAAAAAAAAAACAAAUUGUAGUUUUUUUUUUUCUUUUUUUUUCUUAAAGAAAUUGUCAUAUGUAUGUAUGUGUGUGUGUAUAUAUAAAUGUGAUGGAUAUGCACGCAUUCACCUAUACGUGUAUGUAUUUGAGGAUUACACUGUUGCCUGGUUUUGCAUGUAGAUUGCAAUAUUUUUAUUUUUUUAUUUUUUUUUGCUUUGUUUAGCAUUGAUCCCCUCCUUAAUUUUCUUUCUUUCUCUUUUUUUUUUUUUUUUUCCGGGACCAUGUCUAAUACUGUAUGAUGUGGUGGGGACCAUUAGACCUCAUUCUAACAUUGAUAUUAUAUAUACAUAUAUAAAAAUCUGCAUUUUUCCCUAUGGAGAAAGUUUAAGUUAUAUAUCGCCUGUACAUUUUGGGCUGCAUUAAAAAAAUCUAAUUGUCCACCAUGAAAUAAAACGAUAAUAAUGUUGAAAUAUGCUAGAGUAAU